Puccinia triticina is the source of this 1041-nucleotide messenger RNA. RefSeq lists its product as uncharacterized. NCBI's taxonomy places the organism in Eukaryota, Fungi, Basidiomycota, Pucciniomycetes, Pucciniales, Pucciniaceae. The transcript is spliced from 2 exons. The record is from RefSeq and is a predicted model, not a curated record. The coding region runs from base 1 to 1041 and encodes 346 amino acids.
AUGGGUUUCGGGUGUAUGGCUCAUGCCGAUGUCGGCAUCCAAGCCGGCGUCGCAGGCCACGCAAGCUUUUUCUGCAACACAGCACUUUGUGCAGGAUAUCUUCGGCCCAGCCAACCGCCCAGGCCGCAUCCAGCUCGACGCAUCAUGUCUGGAAGCAAUCUCGACACGUCCCACAUCACCUUUGACCUGUCCUACUCUCUAUGGGUCGAGACAACCCCCGGAAGCUACAAAAAUAUCUGCCCGACCAAAUCAGGAUCCGCCGAUGACUCGGAAUUGAUGUGCGUCUUGCCGAGGGACUUGCCAUUUGAACGCAUCAAGGCGGGCAUAUUCAGAGCCCUGGGUUCGAAAUUGAACCAUCAUGAUGCCGAUCUCGUACAAAUCUUGAAGACUGCUGAUAGCAACAAGCAAAUCGAGCUGUGUUGCAAUCUCAGCAAUCCCAUCGACUGGAUGCAGCAAUUCGUGGUCACAGAUGAUGCUAGUUUCAAGGCCUUCUUGGCUAGAGAGAAGGCUUCCAUCAAGAACUUCCCCGGAUGUAAACCAAAGAUCAAUAUUACAAUGACCAAGCCCGAAGAGAACUCCUGGAGUGGAACUCCCACAAGCAAACCAAUGUCUUGCCACCCACCCCAGUCCCCUAUAAACUUGACUGAAGCAUCGGGGUCGCAAGUGAUUAUCCCCCCACAAGUUACAACGUCCGGCGAGCCGGAAUCAAGCAGUGCUGAUCAAAAUGUGGCAUCAACAACCUUGUCCAGCCCCGCAGAUCAAUCGCGACCGCCUAAACGACCGAGACUGAGUCAGGAACCUUCGAAAUUGGACCCAGAGACCCUGAAGAUGGAAGAUUUCCUCAAGAUCUGCCACAUCCCUCCCGAUGACAAACACACCCGCCAGCUCAUCACUAUCCAUCGCCUCCAUCAUUGGACAGUCUUCAAUCACCUGUCCGUCGAAGAAAUGAAAGAUCUUGGCUUCUCGGUCGGACCCGCUAUCCUCAUCAACGCCGGUGCCUCUGAAGUCAAGCGUCAAGUGGCUCUGGAAGCAGCUACCUAA